AUGGCCGAAGGUAGUCUAGAAAUUCCAUUCAGGCGCCUAGAUUGCCCGGCCUUUUGUCACAACUGGCCUCGAGGGGAACUCCAGUGCCGAGAUGGGCUAAUUUUCCUCAAAUUCCCUCCCAGCCUGGUUAUCAUUCGACACCGCCCCGACAAGCGGUUUCGAGGGGCAGAGUGGGGUUUUUGUCCACACACGCCAUAUGGAGCUAUCACAUCGCAACCAGCCUCACCCAUCUCGAACCCGCCUGAGGCAAGACACCUUUCCUCUUCCAUAUUGGACUCUUCGAAAUGA
This is a messenger RNA of Protopolystoma xenopodis, 288 nucleotides long. NCBI's taxonomy places the organism in Eukaryota, Metazoa, Platyhelminthes, Monogenea, Polystomatidea, Polystomatidae. The record is from the annotation of a GenBank genome assembly.